AAUUCAACUACAGCUAAUUAUUAGCUAUUUCUGAUGACUGCACAAUAUUAAAUUUGCUCUCUAGCAUCACUUCAAGAUUUGCCUAAAUUCGUAUCAUAUUGUUGUUUAGAUAUAAAACUUUAAUGUUUGACUCUUUAACAUGUUUAGCGUCGUUUGAUUGUUGAGUAAUGAAUCGUUAUGUGUCUAGUGUUGCUAUCGCUGUCGUGGUUGUUACCUCAUCGGCAUCGGUCGGAACUGAGCCGGCGUUACGUUCACGAUGGCGGUAUCAGUAGCUGCGUGCCUGUGGCUGGCGCUGGCGUGCGCGGCCUGCGUGCGCGCGGACAACUCGACGUUGGACACAUGCGAGUUGGACGCGGGGACGCCGGGGCCCUGGUCCGCGCUGCUCGAGGAGUGGACCCUCACCGCGCCCCCCUACAACGACAGGCAUGGUCGCAUCAUGGCGCUACCACCGACAAAAGGCUACUAUGUAUCUGAGCGUAUCGACGGACCCCUGAUGCCCCCACCGCCGCCUCCCCCGCCGCACGGCCCGCCCGAUGAACACAAGCCUCCGGGACAUCACGGACCGCCAGGUUCACCAGGACCCCACGGGGGCCCGCCCCCGGGCCCACCGAGACCACACGGUCUUCACAGUGUUUACGACGACUUGCCCCCCGACACCUACCCGCCUCGUGCGCCGGGAGGAGGCAUGCCCCCGCCACCCCCCGGCCCGCUGAGACCGCCCCCCGAUUACAACGAAUGGGAACCCAACGCGGCGGGUGGAAAGAUCGUCAACCGGCCGAAUCCAUACGACAGCUUCAGGCCCAGCUACGCGGUGCCGCCGCAGAACUACCGUCCGCAGCGGCCGGCGGCGGACCGUGUGGACGCGCCGCCGCGCAAGCAGGUCUCCGAGACCGACCUCUACCUGCUGGGAGCCAUCGAGAAGCUGGUCUAUCGCGUCGACCUCAUGGAGAAGCGUCUGCGCAGAAUGGAGGAGAAUGUGCACUAUUUGGUCGCCGGAGUCGAUGCCAAGCCAGAGCCAUGCGCGGCUAACUUCACGCGUGUGGGCGGCGCCUGCUAUCACUGGUCUGCGCAGGCGCUGGACUGGAAGGGUGCCAACCUGGCGUGCCGCAAACUGCGCGGCGCGCUACUCGAGCUCCCCGACCCUGUCACCAAGCGCCAGCUGCUCGCCGCCGUGCUCGCAGACAAACAUCUCAGAGGUGACGAUUUAUGGACUGGCAGCAGGAACCCGGGGCUGCUGUGGAUCUGGUCACACUCGGCGCGGCCGGUGGAGGGCAACAGCACCGGCGGCACCAACGGCACCAGCAUCGCGGGCGAGGGGCGGUGCCUGGCACUGGCGCACGACCCCGCGGGCGGCACCUACCUGUACCGCGGCCGCGACUGCGCGCUGCGGCAGCGCUACGUCUGCCAGAAGGAGGAGGACAAGGAGAAGCUCAGCAACGACAUCCAGCGCGCCGCGCGAGUGCUCAAGUCAAUGAACGAUAAAAAGGAUAUAAAAAUCUACUGGAAUAACAAUUAAGUCAAAAAGCGUCUGUGUCAUAUUUAUAGUAAAUUUGUAAACUUUUCACAGACGUGGAGAAAUAAACUGAAAUCCGCCUGCUUCAUGUGUAUUUAAAUUAAUAGAAAUCUGAUUUAUACCUUUUAUGAUCAAAUACUUCAGCAGCUAUUCCACUACCACCGCAGUAAAGUUCUUCGGAUCUAAUCUGACGGAUUCUUCAGAAUUAGAAGGUGCGCACUGCUUUGACUAAACUAUCGUACAACUGUUUACUCUUGCUUUGAUUCCUAUGAAUUUAUAUGGAGGUGCGCACUCUAUUACAUUUUUACUUGUGCAAUAAACAUUUGAGUUAGCUGCGAAACAAUCGACAAUCGCACAACCAACGUGCGAUUGUUUAGUCAAAGAGGUGCGCCCGCACUUAGAAGAGUUUAGAAUUCAUAGGAUGUUAAGUUUAUAUUGAGUGUGUAAAUUAUUUAAAAUUAUAGUGACGAUUAAAUUCGUCAGGAAGUAGUUGUAAAACGUGUACACUAAUAAAGACUGAAAUUUGAAAAUAAAAUGAAACCAGUGUUUUGUAAUAGCUUAUAAUUCUAUAAUAUUUACAAAGUUAGAUAAGAAUCACAACAAAAUAACUUAUUCGAAAUAAAUAUAUUUAUAGUUGUGUGCGAGGGGCGCGCGGCGCGCGGACGAGGACUCGCUUUCUAUUUGAAUUCGAAAUUUUGUACAACUAAAAUACGAUAAAUCGUAAUUUGAUUUUACUAAGUGUUGCAUUGGGAUGUAACAUGCGAGCACUUGCCGCGGCACACAGAUAGACCUCUACAAAUUUUAACGGCUUUGAGUUGGCACGUGGGGUAAAAGAAAUCUCUUCUUUUACAAGUGCCAACUUAAAUACCUAGUAUUUUUAGAUUUAUUUGUUAGAGUUCCAUCUUAUAUAACUUAAGUAAUGAACCCUUUAAGAACGAGGUCGAGGCGAUUUUUUCAUUUUAAGUUAAAUUUGAGACGGAUGUAAAAACCACAUCGGCCGCAUUCUAUUCGCAAAUAUACAAAUGUACAAACAGUCAGCUGCAUAAAAUGUAUACAUUUAAGAUACAAAAAAUUGUAUACAUUCGAUUUCAAAAAUAUACGUGUGUCCACUUCCGACAACAUACAUAAGGACAAGUGUAUACAUAUGGACAAGUGUAUACAUAUGGACAAGUGUAUACAUAUGGACAAGUGUAUACAUAUGGACAAGUGUAUACAUUUGGACAAGUGUAUACAUAUGGACAAGUGUAUACAUAAGGACAAGUGUAUACAUUUGGACAAGUGUACACAUAUGGACAAGUGUAUACAUAUGGACAAGUAUAUACAUAUGGACAAGUGUAUACAUAUGGACAAGUGUAUACAUUUGGACAAGUGAACACAUAUGGACAAGUGUAUACAUAUUUUUGAAACCGAGGGAUUUUACAAGUGUCAACUUUUUAUAUGUAUAGAUAUUUCCAGCUGAGUGUAGCGCGUUGUGCGCUGAGACUAGGCAACACUGAUCUAUGGAUUUUUAUAAUAAAUAAAUAAUUUGCAACUGUA
This is a messenger RNA of Papilio polytes (common Mormon), 3049 nucleotides long. RefSeq lists its product as uncharacterized. The record is from RefSeq and is a predicted model, not a curated record. Bases 257 to 1516 code for a protein of 419 amino acids. The transcript is spliced from 6 exons. NCBI's taxonomy places the organism in Eukaryota, Metazoa, Arthropoda, Insecta, Lepidoptera, Papilionidae.